AUGUCACGUCCCAGUACUGCCUCCCACAAGCCUGCCAUGGGCCAAUCCAAACACUCUGGUGGUGGGGGGCCCAGGGGCAAAGGGCUGAAAGACAUACGCAUCGACGAAGAAGUUAAGAUUGCUGUGAACAUCUCCCUUGAGAGAUUUCAGUACAGUGAGCAAAAAGGUAAGAGAAAAUGGUCAUUCUACUCAUGCUGAUGAAGUGGUGCUUCGUGGAGAAAUGUGGAUUACAGUGCCUUCGGAAAGUAUUCACACCCCUUCACUUUUUCCACAUUUUGUUACGUUACAGCCUUAUUAAAAAAUGUAUUAAAAUGUUUUUUUCCCCCUCAUCAGUCUACAUACAAUACCCCAUAAUGACAAAGCAAAAACAGUUUAAUGUUUGCUAAUUUAUAAUAAAUAAAAUAGAAAAAUAUAACAUUUACAUAAGUAUUCAGACCCUUUACUCAGUACUUUGUUGAAGUACCUUUGGAAGUGAUUAUAGCAUCGAGUCUUCUAGGGUAUGACGCUACAAGCUUGGCACACCUGUAUUUGGCGAGUUUCUCCCAUUCUUCUCUGCAGAUCCUCUCAAGCUCUGUUAGGUUGGAUGGGGAGUGUUGCUGCACAGCUAUUUUCAGGUCUCUCCAGAGAUGUUCAAUCGGGUUCAAGUCUGGGCUCUGGCUGGGCCACUCAAGGACAUUCAGAGACUUGUCCCAAAGCUGCUCCUGCGUUGUCUUGGCUGUGUGCUUAUGGUCAUUGUCCUGUUAGAAGGUGAACCUUCGCCCCAGUCUGAAGUCCUGAGCGCUCUGGAGCAGGUUUUCAUCAAGGAUCUCUCUGUACUUUGUACUUUGCUCCAUUCAUCUUUUCCUCGAUCCUGACUAGUGUCCCAGUCCCUGCCGCUGAAAAACAUCCCCACAGCAUGAUGCUGCCACCACCAUGCUUCACCGUAGGGAUGGUGCCAGGUUUCUUCCAGAUGUGACGAUUGGCAUUCAGGCCAAAGAGUUCAAUCUUGGUUUCAUCAGACCAGAGAAUCUUGUUUCUUAUGAUCGUAGAGUCUUUAGGUGCAAACUCCAAGCGAGCUGUCAUGUGCCUUUUACUGAGGAGUGGCUUCUGUCUGGCCACUCUACCAUAAAGGCCUAAUUGGUGGAGAGCUGCAGAGAUGGUUGUCCUUCUGGAAGGUUCUCCCAUCUCCACAGAGGAACUCUAGAGCUCUGUCAGAGUGACCAUCGGGUUCUUGGUCACCUCCCUGACCAAGGCCCUUCUCCCCCGAUUGCUCAGUUUGGCCGGGCGGCCAGCUCUAGGAAGAGUCUUGGUGGUUCCAAACUUCUUCCAUUUAAGAAUGAUGGAGGCCACUGUGUGCUUGGGGACCUUCAAUGCUGCGGAAAUGUGUUGGUACCCUUCCCCAGAUCUGUGCCUUGACACAAUCCUGUUUCGGAGCUCUACGGACAGUUCCUUCUACCUCAUGGCUUGGUUUUUACUCUGACAUGCACUGUCAAUUGUGGUACAGGUGUGUGCCUUUCCAAAUCAUGUCCAAUCAAUUGAAUUUACCACAGGUGGACUACAAUGAAGUUGUAGAAACAUCUCAAGGAUGAUCAAUGGAAACAGGAUGCACCUGAGCUCAAUUUCGAGUCUCAUAGCAAAGGGUCUGAAUACUUAUGUAAAUAAGGUAUUUCUGUUUUGCUGAGGAUUUUUUUUAUUUAAUCCAUUUUAGAAUAAGGCUGUAACGUAACCAAAUGUGGAAAAAGUCAAGGGGUCUGAGUACUUUCCGAAGGCACUGUAUAUGAUGCAUUAUACUAAAUCAUUAGUUAUUUUGAUUUUUACAGAAAUUGAGUUUCCUUCCUCCCUGUCCAGUACUGAGAGGGCCUUCAUCCAUCGCUUUGCGCAGUCCCUGGGAUAUAUCUCUAAAAGCAGAGGGUGAGCUAUCCAAAUUGACAUCAGUGGUCAGAACCCCUAGCCAGGUUGGUUGUUUAGCAAUAAAACCGACACGUGCGCAACUAUGGGGCAAAACAGACUGGCUUGUCUUAGAUUGUUGACAACAUGUAAACUAUAUUUUGUCUCCAUGUUUAUUGAAAACAUAAAUACAUUUGCACAAUGAGAACUUGUUGUCUCUCCAAUACAUCGUUAGAGUUAGCUAGCCAAUUUCUGCCCUAUUAGCAUUGACAUGAAAUCAGUCAAAACACCUCAACACAAGACACUAGCUGAAACGAGCCAUCUACAAUUCCCGACAUGGCAGCUUCUUGUCAUUGUUGCUAGCUAUCUGACUGUUCAUAAUCAUAACAAACACACGGCUUCCGGCCACAUCAAUGCGCGCGCAUAAUGUUUUUGAAAUGUUGUCAGCCAACCUGUCUAUAGUCUUUAGGUCAACCUCAGAUACUCCCAUAUACACUGAGUGUACAUAGCAUUAGGAACACCUUCCUGAUAUUGAGUUGCACCCCGUUUUGCCCUCAGUACAGCCUCAAUUUGUUGGGGCAUGGACUCUACAAGGUGUCAAAAGCAUUCCACGGGGAUGCUGGCCCAUGUUGACUCCAAUGCUUCCCACGGUUGUGUCAAGUUGGCUGGAUGUCCUUUGGGUGGUGGACCAUUCUUGAUACACAUGGGAAACUGUUGAGUGUGAAAAACCCAGCACCAUUGCAGUUCUUGACACACUCAAACCGGUGUCCCUGGCACCUACUACCAUACCCCGUUCAAAGGCACUUCAAUCUUUUGUCUUGCCCAUUCACCCUCUGAAUGGCACACAUACACAAUCCAUGUCUCAAUUGUCAUAAAGCCUUAAACAUCCUUUAACCUGUCUCCUCCCCUUCAUCUACACUGAUUUGAAGUGAAUUUAACAAGUGACAUCAAUAAGGGAUCAUAGCUUUCACCUGGAUUCACUCUAUGUCAUGGAAAGAGCACGUUUUGUACACUGUGUACAAGCGAAACUUGAGUAGAAAAGUUUGUGUAUCCUUCCCCGACAUUGUACCGUAAGUGUAACUCCCUAAAAGCCUCCCUCAGGUUUACUAAAGUGUACUGUGCUUCAAGCCUAACAGCCUUAUUUAAUUCAUUUUCAGAAAAGGAUCAAGCCGCACCCUCACUAUCAGAAAGAAGGAUGGCUCAGAGACGGCCCAGUCCAUCAUGUCUUUCAACCUUUCCCACAAUUCCAAGCACGUGGUGCGCAGCCUGCUGCAGAGGUUCCCCAUCACCAACAAGGAGUGCACAGACCUACUGCCUCACACUGAGAGGGGCCUGUCUGUGGCCAUGGAGGCUGGUGAGUGGCAGUUACAUCUCAGGGUUAAUAAUGCAUUGAUAUCAAUGGGAGACCUUGCCAAUCUUUAUGUCAGAUGUACUAAUGAAUGAAUAAACGAUCAAUGUGUUAACAAUAUGUCUUGACAAUACAAAGUAUAAACAUUCCUGUGCCCCUCUUUUUUUCUCCACCAGAGAGCAGCCGUGACAAGAACAGGACCAGCGGGCGGCUCAACAACGGCAUCCCCCAGGUGCCCCAGAGGAGGGGCCCGUCUGAGCUAGACUUCUUCCGCCGCUCACUGCCUGUGUACGAGCGCCAGGAAGAGAUCGUCCAAGUCAUCAAAGACAACCGUGUGGUCCUAGUGGUGGGGGAGACCGGCUCGGGGAAAACUACACAGGUGAGGGGGAGAAACGUUUUAAAUUCACUGUCCAAAUAUGGGAUCUUGCUGUUCUUAUGCUCUACAAAGGUAUUGCAUUGGUAUGAUAAAGGUGUUACAUUUGUAAGUUCCUGAUCAGCUAGAAACUAAAUGGGAAGUGUUUUGCCAUUCCAGAUCCCACAGUUCCUCCUGGACGACUGCAGCCGAAAUGGGAUACCCUGUCGGAUCUUCUGCACCCAGCCCCGGCGUCUGGCAGCCAUCGCUGUGGCAGAGCGGGUUGCCGCGGAGAGAGGGGAGAGCAUCGGUCAGACCAUCGGCUACCAGAUCCGCCUGGAGAGCAGGUAGGAGAAGAGCGAGGGAGGAAGGGAGGCACUAACUCGGUCUACUUUCACUGGGCUACUGUGCGGAAAUUAAUUACUCUGUUUGACCCCUCAGGGUUUCUCCUAAGACGCUGCUGACCUUCUGCACCAGCGGAGUCCUGCUAAGAACACUGAUGGCUGGAGAUGCCACAAUGUCCACUGUUACUCACGUCAUUGUGGUGAGUACAAGUUACUGUGAUCCUUUUGUUAUAGUUCACUGCUUUUACUGAAUGAAUGCACAUCAAUAUGAGUUAAUCCUGUACUUCCUGCCUCUUGUCCAAUCAGGACGAGGUUCACGAGCGGGACGGCCUGAGUGACUUCCUGCUGACCAAGAUGAGGGACAUGCUCCAGACGAUGCCCAAUCUGAAGCUCAUCCUGUCCAGCGCUGCCCUGGACGUGGAGCUGUUCCUCCGCUACUUCAGCUCCUGUCCCGUCAUCCACAGUAAGUCAACCCCAUGUGUUUGGAUAGGCCACAUACAGAGAGGAGGGUGCAGAAAUCACUACAGAAUCACCUAAUAUAUUCAUCUGAAAUUGGGACCGGGAUUCAUCAGUGAAACCGUUACCUGCCAAAGCCAGGUAAUUGCAGGGAAAGACCUCUGUAUGGAAGGGGCUACUGCUUGUCUUGACUGGUCCUGCAAGCACUGACUUGUUAAAGUAAGAAUACUUUUUUGAUCUAGUCAAAGGAAGACCAUUUGAGGUGAAGCAACUCUUCCUGGAAGACAUCUUGAGGACAACGGGCUAUGCAAACAAAGACAUGAUGAAAUACAAAAAGGAGAUCCAGAGGGGUAACUACCAACCAUCUCUCAAUCCUGGUUUGCUUGAUUUCCAUUUUGAUUUCUGAACACUGUUUUGGACCCAUGUCCAGUUUUGGACUCUCCCAGACUGAACAAGUGCAUGUGUGUGUCGUCUCUGGCAGAGGAGAAGCAGCAGACGUCUUUGACAGAGUGGUGUAAGGUCCAGGAGGGCGGCUCCCGCCAGGAGCCCCAGAGGGAGAAGACCUCAGCCUCCCGUGUCCUCCAGGAGAACGACUUGCUGGAUGAUGGAGGGGACAGUGUCUUCAACCAGCUGGUGAGAACAACAGUUAGUUUGGGUUGAAUAUGGGGGCCAUGCACAUUUCUCAAUAUCUGAGUUUUCUAUGUUAUUUUCUCCCAGUUGCUUCAGUUAUUUUCAGUAUAUACUGUGCUGAAGAGAUGCCACUAAUUAUUUUCUGAUUAUUCAUUGAUUGCUCCUUAUGAUUUAGUUCACCAACAUCACAGGGGAUAUAUUUCCUGGUUCUUACUAAGUGGCACUGGGUUUGCUAUCAGUUUGAUACAGGAUGUGUUGUUUCAGAAUGAGAAAGAUGUGGCGUCAUUGGACCCGUGGCUGCUGAAGGAGAUGGACGCCUGCAUCUCAGACAUCUUCCUCAACCAGGACGCUGACGCCUUCAUCCAGCUCUUCAAUCUCAUCCUAAGUGAGAACGUCAGCGGUAAGAUGGGUUUUGUAUGCGUCCUUAAAUAUGUGCCCCAGUUUACUCUUGUAUCUCUAUCUUAUUUCUGUAUGAAAUAAUGACACCAACAUUAUAAUUUUUUUAUUUUUAAAACAAAAAAUAAAUCUUUAAUCCCAAGGGGUUGAGAGUAAUAUUCCCAAUAUUUCCCAGCCUGAUAUGUCCUCCUCCCCUUCUGCUUCUCAGUGGACUACAUGCACAGUGAGACGAGCGCCACUCCCCUCAUGGUGGCAGCAGGUCGAGGCUUCCUCAGUCAGAUUGAGCAGCUGCUGAGUAUGGGAGCCAGCAUCAGAAUCAAGGCCUCCAAUGGCUGGUAAGGGUUCUUUGAAUAACUGUAUGAAUGCAUCCCCUUUUUAUUUACUCUAUACACCAUAAAUUAGUCUGAAAUGUUGAUCAGUAUUUGGUUUGUUUCAGGACUGCACUGGACUGGGCCAAGCACUUCCAGCAGGCAGAGGUGGUGGACCUACUAGAAUCCUACCUGUAAGAGCACCAUGUAUCACUAUCAUUGCUAUGAAUGACGAUAUAAAAACCCUUCCUUAUUUUUGUUUAGGAUGAUAACAGAAAUACUCUCUUCCUUGGUAGCUCAUCCCUGGAGGCGGGGAAGCUGGACGAGUGGUCCCUGGUGCAGGCAGCCACCACAGAGAUGAGCCCGGAGGACCAGGAGCUGCUCAAGGAAUACCACCACAGCUUUGACGACGAGAGGGUGGAUCUGGACCUCAUCAUGCACCUGCUGCAAAACAUCUGCACCAGCUCCGAGGAAGGUGACAGAUUGUCUUGUCUAGUGACUACCUGAAAGUCUUGUGUGGUGACUACAUGACGAGUGUUAUCUAACAACUACUUGAUAGUCUUGUGUGGUGACGAGUGUUAUCUAACGACUACUUGAUAGUUUUCUCUAGUGACUACUAAAUGGUCUUGUAUUUUUAAAACUUUUCUAAAUGUUUGAUGCAAAGUCAAGAGCUUGGUACUAUAAGGUUCUAUCUGCAAAAAUAUGAUUCUGAGCUAAUUUUCUUUAAAGUUCCGAACUCUCCUUGUUUUGAAGGGUGUCAGCAAUUUUUAUCUUGUAUUCUUUUGAACUUAACAACAUUAAUUUGUGUAUUUAGAGUACUAUAUAGGUAGAGAACAUUGAACAGAACAGGGCUAUGUCAAUAACUCAAUUUGGACAAAAAUGCAGAUAGAUCCUUAUAUCCCAAGCUCUCAACGUGGCAGUGUACAUUUUUCCCUUGAUUGUAUUGAACAUAUAGUUUGAUUUUAUGUAAAAUAUUUUCUAUGUCAGGUGCGGUGUUGAUCUUCCUCCCCGGAUACGAUGAGAUAGUGGGUCUGAGGGACCGUAUCCUGUACGACGAUAAAAGAUUUGCAGACCACUCCCAAAGGUACUGUCAGUUAAAUGAGUGGCGAGAGCAACGUGUCCCUCUCAACAUCAUUUAAUUGAGCCAUCAGUAUUUCAACAUAGCUCUUGUCUAUUUGUGUCUGAUUCUGAUCAAUCUAUUCACGUUUUAUUGUUCUAAUUUGAUGCUCACUUCCAUGAUGUUCCUGCUUAUGCAACCCAAAUGUAAAUUUACACCCAACACAUUUGCAAGUCAGAUUAGGAAGCAUCAUUAUAUUGACAAAAAUUGCCAAAUAUACCUUUUUAUAGAAGAAAUAUGGAUUAUUUGGAGGAGACAAUUAAGAGAUUUUCUGUUUUUGUCCUGUUUGAACCACAUCUAGAACCUCAGAUCUGCGUGUUGUUUCUUUAUAGAUACCAGGUCUUCACACUCCACUCCAACAUGCAGACCUCAGAUCAGAAGAAAGUGCUGAAGAACACUCCUGCUGGGGUCCGGAAAAUAGUGAGUCUAUUUUUACAUCUGCUGUGCUGGCUAACACACCAAAGACCAGUUUCACCAAGCCUACUUCUGGGGCCCAAAGUGUUCCUUGAAGCAAAAUACCAUUCAACCCCUUCUUCUUGUUCAGACAUCAAGUAUUUUCCUCUCUUCCUCAGAUUCUCUCCACCAACAUCGCAGAGACGAGUAUCACCAUCAACGAUGUGGUGUUUGUUAUCGACGCAGGAAAAGUCAAAGAGGUUAUGAUCACUUUGAAAACAAGAGUGUUUCCCCCCCCCCCCCCGACAGAAUAGCAAAUCUGAUAUGUGGUUGUUUCCCCAUCAAAGAAGUCAUUUGAUGCCCUGAACCACGUGACCAUGCUGAAGAUGGUGUGGAUCUCCAAGGCCAGUUCGCUGCAGAGGAAGGGCAGGUGAAGCACAGAUUCAGAUAUUCCCCAUGUAAAUUGUACAUGAUUGAUUUCUAUCAGAGCCCUACCACAGAGGCACUCCAUGCACUAUAGACAUAUCAUGAUGAUAAGGGUGUAUCAUCUCUUAUGAAGCCUCAUAGCGUCUUAAGUCCUCUUAUGAAUGUGUCCUAUGUUGUGUUGUGUGACAGAGCUGGGCGUUGCCGACCAGGGAUCUGCUUCCACCUCUUCAGUCGCCUCCGCUUCAACAACAUGCUGGAGUACCAGGUCCCCCAGCUACUGAGGAUGCCCCUGCAGGUACACACACACACACGCGCUUCACUGAACGUAUGAAACGGGAACAUACUUAUACAGACAAAGUUGUUAUCAAUAUAAACACUUGCAUGCAAGCAUAUACCUCACAGGCAGUGUUGUUUGUGGUAGUUAACUCCCUCCUCCCCUCUCUCUCUCUUUCAGGAACUGUGUCUCCACACCAAGCUGCUGGCCCCCAUCACUUGUUCCAUCGCUGAAUUCCUUUCCAAAGCACCCGAACCACCUCCCAUCCUCAUCGUCAAAAACGCAGUGCAGAUGCUCAAGGUAAGAGCUAGUAUUUUUAGUUUUGAACUGAUCAUGACCUAAAUAACUUUUUUCCCACUUUAUCAUUGACUACUGUUGUCAUCGAGGUGGAGGGCAUCGGUUCUUGGCACUGUGACACUACCUAAUGAACAUAGGGAGAAAACAACACUAACCAUAACAUUUAUCCAUAGACCAUAGACGCCAUGGAUCCGUGGGAGGACCUGACGGAGCUGGGCUACCACCUGGCUGACCUGCCUGUGGAGCCCCACCUGGGCAAGAUGGUUCUGUGUGGCGUGGUGCUCAAGUGCCUGGACCCCAUCUUGACCAUCGCCUGCACGCUGGCCCACCGCGACCCCUUCGUGCUGCCCUCCCAGGCCUCCCAGAAGAGGGCAUCCAUGUUGUGCCGGAAGCGCUUUACUGCAGGGACCUUCAGCGACCACAUGGCCCUGCUCCGAGCCUUCCAGGUAAGGGGUGAAUUUGAGGUUUAAAGAAUUAACUCAUUUAAUUGCUGUUGAGAUGUUUAGAGCUAGAUAUAUUUAAUCCAAAGCAUUAUUAGCAGCUUGAUUUGACUGCACAAAUCACAUUGAAAAAGCACUGUCCAGACGACAUGUUCCUAACAAUCCAUCUCUCCUGUGGUGUUGUAGGCAUGGCAGAAGGCCCGCAGCGACGGCUGGGAGAGGUCCUUCUGUGAGAAGAACUUCCUGUCUCAGGCCACCAUGGAGAUCAUCAUAGGGAUGAGGACCCAGCUCCUGGGACAGCUCAGAGCCAUAGGUCAGCCUUACAGUGGUACUGAGGGCUCAGGUGGAGCAUGAUGGACCAAGGUUGUGGGUUUCUAUACUGGAUAUUAAUUUGACUGCAGGUAGUGUUUGGAUAAAGACUUAUGCUCUACCGAAGCCCACACAACCUCCACCUGACCCUGUGUGAAAUGAAUAGCCUUGUGAGCCAUCCACUUGUCUUGGUGCCCACCAUAUCCUGUGGCCUUUUUGGUUGUCUUCGCCCCCCUCACAUCGAUACAUUGAUUCCUUUUUCAUUGUGUGUUCCACCACCAGGCUUUGUGCGGGCGCGGGGCGGCGGAGACAUCCGCGAUGUGAACCUGAACUCUGAGAACUGGUCAGUGGUGAAGGCAGCCCUGGUGGCCGGGAUGUACCCCAACCUGAUCCACGUGGACCAUGAGAGCUGCUCCCUCUCCGGGGCCAAGGAGAAGAGGGUCCGCUUCCACCCCACCUCCAUCCUCAGCCAGCCACAGCCCCAUAAGAAGGUAGCUAGCACACAUCCUCUGUUCACCUACUUUACUUAUUCCUUAUUUAGCUCCUAGUGGAGCAAAGUGUCUUCUUCAGUGAACCCUGUUUAGGGCAGUUUUCUUAAAAUCAGGUGCUUCCUGACUUCUCCAUCUCUCUUUACUGUAUGCUUACAUUCAGUCCCAAACUAUAAUAUACUCAAACCAUUUUAACCCCACCCUGACUCUAAAAACAUGUUUAUACCUUUUCUCCAUCUCUUAGAUCCCCCCAGUCAAUGGCCAGGUGGCGGCCGUCCAGUCCCUGCCCACCGAUUGGCUGAUCUAUGAUGAGAUGACACGAGCCCAUAGGAUAGCUAGCAUCCGCUGCUGCUCUGUGGUCUCCCCACUCACCGUAGCCAUCUUCGGGGGCUGCGCCAAACUGCCCAGCACAGCCCUACAGGAACCUGCCAUUCAGAAAGGUAGGGUUAUCUAACUGAAGGAAACAUCCUUCAGUUAGAUAAGUCUUGCCUAUAUUUGCACUUAAUAUGUUGAAAUCUGAUGGUUCCAAAGAGACUCUUGUAAAUAUCACUCUCUGCCUGUAUGGCCCUAUGUGCCUGCUGUAGAUGACGUGGUGAAUGAGAGCAGUGACAGUGAGAUGGAGGAUCGCUCCACGGCCCACCUGGCUCAGAUGAAGAUCGACGAGUGGCUCAACUUCAAACUGGACAGAGAGGUGAGGACAUAGCUUGGUUAUUUUGCAGUGCUGAUAUGCUCUGUUUGUACUCAAAGGGCCCUUCAAGCAAUACAACUGGGCAUUUAAUUUAAACAGCAGUUUUGCAUCUUGUGCUCAUCACCUUCCAGUGUUUCCCCUAUAUUAAUUUAGCAGCGGUGGGCCCAGUGCAGUCAAACAUGAUUUUCCAGUUUUUUAUAUAAGUAUAUUUCCACACUAUGACGUUGGAAUAGUACUGUGAAAUUGUGAAAAUGAUAAUGCCUUUUUAGUGUAUGAGCUGUUUGAAAAGACAUCUCUUACACAUUUUUGACUGCCCAGUGCAGAUUUUCCUGUGUUUUAUAUACAGUACCAGUCAAAUGUUUGGACAUAGCUACUCAUUCCAGGGUUUUCCUUUAUUUGUACUAUUUUCUACAUUGUAGAAUAAUAGUGAAGACAUCAAAACUAUGACAUAACACAUAUGGAAUCAUGUAGUAACCAAAAUAGUGUUAAACAAAUCAAAAUAUAUUUUAUACUUGAGAUUCUUCAAAGUAGCCAACGUUUGCCUUGAUGACAGCUUUGCACACUAUAUUGUAGGGGAAAACUGUAGGGGAAACUGCCUUCUCACCUGUAUAACCCACUCUUCUUCUCCAUCCCUCUGUCUGUCAGGUGGUGGGUCUGGUGUUCCAGCUGAGGCAGAAGUGGCACGGUCUGUUCCUGAGGAGGAUCCGCUCCCCCUCCAAGCCCUGGUCUCAGCUGGAUGAGAACACCAUACGGGCCCUGGUGUCGGUCAGUAGGACACUCUGGCUUAAAUUAUGAAAGAAAUACUGGAAAUAACACAGUAAAUGGGCCUGUAAACCUGGUAGCUGUACCACCUGGUACCUGUAUCUGUCACUGACCCAUACAUCCCCAUCCUGUCUCCAGGUGCUGGGGACUGAGGAUCAGACUGCAGGGCUGCAGCAGCCCACAGGGAUUGGCCAGAGGCCCCGGCCCAUGUCCUCUGAGGAGCCACCCCAGACCUCAUCCUGGAGGAACGCCAACAGCAGGAGGACCCCAGGCCCCACAGCCAGCCCCAACGAACUCCUCAUCCCCACCCCAUCACAAACAGCCACAGACAGGUGAUGAGAGGGGGUUGGAUGCGUCAGUAUGGGAAAUGGACCAACUACGAUCAAAAGUUGUAUCUCAGUAUUCACAAUGCCUUAUAGGUCAACAAAGUAUAUCAAUCUGUUAAUUACGUUUUUGUCAAUCUGAUCUAUAUCCAGUUCCUGGCCAGUCCACUAACCCACCCAGACCUCCCUCCCCUCCCCUCCCCUCCUCCAGGUCUUCCAGACUGUCCCCUGCCUCCAUACUGUCCCCUGCCUCGGCCCUCCUGCAGCCCAAAGCCCCCCAUGGCAGCAGGGACAAGGGCUCCAAGUUCCCCACAGAUGACCACUCCUCCACCACCAAGUCUCCUGAAUCGGCUUCACUCGGCCUCCACAGCCCCUGUGCCAGCCCCUCCCCCACUUCAUCAGGAAAGGUACACAAAUGACCAAUAUCUUUAUUAGUACAGCUUUUGCUCCAGCAACGGUUGAAGUCAUUUAUCACAGUGUGUAAAUCUAAAUCUAUCAUAGUUUAACUCAAUCGCUCCCUCAGUGCUCCAAGUCUCCAUCCCCGCAGCCAGGAGGUGUGACGGUGCGUUACUUCAUCAUGAAGAGUAGCAACCUGAGGAACAUUGACAUCUCCCAGCAGAGAGGAAUCUGGUCCACCACGCCCAGCAACGAGCUAAAACUCAACAGAGCCUUCCUGGAGAGCAGCCUGGUUUUCCUGGUCUUCUCUGUCCAGGGCUCCGGACAUUUCCAGGUGUGUGUGUGUGUGUGUGUGUGUGCGUCUGUGGAAAUGGAGAAUAGCAGACUGUAACACAGGGGUCCCCAAACUUUUUCCUGUGAGGGCCACAUAACUUUUCCCUUCUCUGAUGGGGGGCCGGUGUCAGUUUGUAACAGAAAAAGUGUGACGAUCGUAGGGGAGCUUAAAAAAUUUAUUGUUUUCCAGAAAGCCACACAUAACCAAAUAACCCUUUCCAGGUUCUUUACAGAAAAAAAGUCAGGAAACAAAUAAUAACACUAUUAAUGAAAUAAAUAAUAACUAAAUAACCCUCUCUGAGUUCUUCACAGAAAAAACAGGAAAUAAAUAACACUAUUUAUGAAAUAAAUAAUAACUAAAUAACUCUCUCUGGGUUCUUCAUAGAAAAAAAAGCCAUGGAACAUUAACUUUCUGUUGUGCCAUGCACAAUCUUAACAGAUAAAAGUUCAGCUCAGUUGUCAGAGCAGAAUCUCUCUGACACAUAUGAGCAGUCUCUUAAAGUUCUUGUGUUCCUUCCUUAUAAUCCUUUUGUAGGUUCCAGUAGGCUUGUAGACACCGCUGUUUGCAGCUCUCUCUCAUCAACUUCCCUGUGAAAACCACAAAGGAAGCAGGUUGAGAAACUGAACUAAGUGAUACAGCACCUACACAGCACAAUACAUUUCACUACCAGUAUGGUUGUAAAGAUGGAUUUUAUCCCAGUAGAUUUUAUUAUGAUUAUAUUUGUUUAUGCUCAGAAUGACUCAUUCAAGUCAGAAAAGUGAGCUUACCUAUGUAUGUUCAUCAGUGUGAACUGUGGGCCUGCAUCUGGCUGGUGAGAAGUUGAAUAUCAGGUUCCAUUCUAGUUACAGCCAGUCUCAAGCACUGAUGCAAAUGUUCAUCUGUCAAUCUUGAUCUCAUCGGAGUUUUCAGCAGUUUCAUGCGAGAAAAGGUUUUCUCGCAGAUAUACGUGCUGCCAAAAACUGUGGACAUUUUCAUUGCGUGUUUUUUGAUGUUUGGAUAUGUGUCGUUUGGGAGGGCGGCAUAGAAGUCAAUGAGACUGUUGGGCUUGAAUGCGUCUUUCAGAACAUCACAGUUCUGUAACUCAGCCAACUCAAACUGAUAUGAAGGCUGGGCUUCAUCAAUGUCGGCAACAAAGGGGUUCUGAAAAAGACGGAUGUCUUUUGCAUGAACAUGUAGUUCACUGAAUCGCACACCGAACUCCGCCUUCAGCAUUUCCAGUGCUUCCACGCACUUUUCAGCUGGGAACGGGACCGCUGGGUUCUCUGUCGACAGGUUUUGGGUAGCAGGAAGAUGGACGAAGUUGCGCUUUUUCACUUGUUCCAAAAGCAGCGCUAAUUUCACCUCAAAUGCUUUUAUGUGUGAAUACAUGUCGCAAAUGAGUUUCCCCUCGCCUUGUAGCUGCAAGUUAAGGCUGUUAAGUAUUUCUGUCACGUCUGUUAAAAAUGCGAGGUGCCAUUUCCAUUCUGGGUCGAUCAGCUCUGGGACCGUUUUGUCUUUUAAAUGAAGAAAUGCAUUAAUUUCGGGUAGCAGCUCGUAAAAACGCCUCAAAACUCUGCCCCGGCUCAGCCAUCGGACCUCUGUGUAGUACAGCACAUCUCCGUGCGUAGACUCCAGUUCAGACAGGAAUUCUUGGAACUGCCUGUGUUUAAGUCCCUUUGCUCUGAUUAAGUUUAUGCACGACACCACAACCUUCAUUACAGAAUCCCACGUCAACACUUUGCAGCACAGUGCUUGCUGGUGAAUUAGGCAGUGGACUCGUAGCGGGGCGGUGAGACCCCUUUUUUUCCAACUCCCGGUUCAUGCGUCCUAUUAGACCGCGAGUUUCGCCCACCAUGCUAGGAGCCCCGUCAGUCGUGAUGCUAGCUAGCUUUGACCAGUCCAGGUCCAACUUCUCCAUGGUUUGGCACACUUUGUCAAAAAUAUCCUCUCCCGUUGUAGUCCCUUUGAGACUUUGGAGGGCUGCCAGCUCCUCGCAUAUCUCAAAGUUUGCGCUAACUCCACGAAUAAAAAUGAGCAGUUGCGCUGUGUCUUGCACGUCCGUGCUCUCAUCCAGUGCUAAUGAAAAAAGGUCAAAUUCUUUCGUCUUCUGCUGCAGCUGGGCAUAUACAUUACUCCCGAUUUCUUCAACGCGUCUGGUGAUUGUACUCGCCGACAGACUUACGGCAUUAAAUGCAUCUUUCUUCUCGGGACACACCUCCUCCGCGACAGCAUCCAUACAUUUCUUAACAAACUCUCCGUCAGUGAAAGGCUUACCGCUGCUUGCUAUCAGUUUAGCAACCCGAAAGCUGGCCCGAACGGAUGCCUGGUUCAGCUGAGCUUGGCGUACAAAUGUAUUCUGCUGAGAUAGUAGUCCACUUUUUAGCUUUGAGAGUUUGUCUGCUCGUAUUUGGCCUUGCAAGCUAUCGUACUUGUCUUUGUGACGGGAUUCAUAGUGUCGGCGAAGAUUGUAUUCUUUGAAUACCGCCACCGUCUCUUGACAGAUGAGACAAACAGCCUUUUCUUUGCAUUGAACAAAAAAAUAAUCGUUUGUCCACUGCAGGUUAAAUACCCUGCAUUCUGAAUCAAUUUUUCUCUUACUGUAACAUGUCAUUUUCGGGCCUCUCAGGGCUAUGCGCGGAUGAUGUCGGUCAUCGGACAGGAGCCCUGUCAGGACUGGGGCUCCACAGGGCUGGGGGGGGUUUUCAGUGUGGAGUGGACCCGGAAGGAGAUCCUGCCCUUCCAGUAUGCCCAGCAGCUGCUCAACCCCUGGAACGACAACAAGAAAGUGCAGAUCAGCAGAGACGGACAGGUGGGUUACCUAACAUCAAUACAGUCAGAACAUCUCCACAGACCAGGACCAAUAUAGACAACUGAACAAAGAGAUAUCUUAUGCUGCUAAUAUGGUCAAAACUCCCCUACAGACUACUGUCAAGAUGAUCUCACUAUCUGAGGACAAUAGAGCUUGCCAGCUUGUAGUGCUAAACAACAGAAAUUAGUUAGCAUUAUGCUCAUGUAAGUCGCUCUGGAUAAGAGCGUCUGCUAAAUGACUAAAAUGUAAAUGUAAAUCUACCUCUGGUUCGUUGGCCAUUCCUAUGAAGUCCUGUGUGGUUCAGUUGUUAGAGCAUGGUGCUUGCAAAGCCAGGGUUGUGGGUUCGAUUCCCACGGUGGACCAGUAUGAAAAAAGGAAAAUGUAUGCACUUACUACUUUAAGUCGCUCUGGAUAAGAGCGUCUGCUAAAUUACUAAAAAUGUAAAAUGUCUAUGGGAUACAUGCUGAAAAUAAGGUCUAAGUUUAACACAGGCUUAGGAGAUCUUAUACGUUUUGUUCUAUGAGAUAAUGUCAGUUAACAUGAACUUUAUUAAUUAUUAAGCCUUUUUGUGCUUGUUUUGAAUACUUAAAUGCUUCAAAAUUCACAGAAAGUGAUGUUAGCUGAUGAAGAUCAUCUCAUAGAACAAAACGUAUAAGAUCUCCUAAGCCUGUGUUUACCACAGACCUUAUUUUCAGCGUUUAUCCAAAAACCCUACAAAAAAAAACAUGAAUAUCCCAAUAGGCUUUGGCCAACGAGCGAUGGCGGAGUUCUCCUCCGUUAGUGCCUACAAAAAGACGCCAUUACUAUUGCACUCUAUAUUGUCAAGAUGACCCCUCCGACAAACAACAUUCACUAUACAAAGACUAAUUAAACAAACAUACUAAAAUGGCUUACAUUUUAAGAUUUCAAGUGAGAUUACUUGAACUAUGCACAUACUGUAUAUUGCUACAUACACUACAUGACCAAAAGUAUGUGGACACCUGCUCGUCGAACAUCUCUUCCAAAAUCAUGGGCAUUAAUAUGGAGUUGGUCCCCCCUUUGCUGCGAUAACAGCCUCUUCUCUUCUGGGAAGGCUUUCCACUAGAUGUUGGAACAUUGCUGCGGGGACUUGCUUCCAUUCAGCCACGAGCAUUAGUGAGGUCGGGCACCGAUGUUGGGCGAUUAGGCCUGGCUCGCAGUCGGCAUUCCAAUUCAUCCCAAAGGUGUUCAAUGGGGUUGAGGUCAGGGCUCUGUGCAGGCCAGUCAAGUUCUUCCACACCGAUCUUGACAAAAUAUUUCUGUAUGGACCUCGCUUUGUGCACAGGGGCAUUGUCAUGCUGAAACAAGAAAGGGCCUUCCCCAAACUGUUGCCACAAAGUUGGAAGCACAGAAUUGUCUAGAAUGUCAUUGUAUGCUGUAGCGUUAAGAUUUCCCUUCACUGAAACUAAAGGGCCUAGCCCGAACCAUGAAAAACAGCCCCAGACCAUUAUUCCUCCUCCACCAAACUUGCAUUGGGACAGGUAGCGUUCUCCUGGCAUCCGCCAAACCCAGAUUUGUCCAUCGGACUGCCAGAUGGUGAAGCGUGAUUCAUCACUCCAGAGAACGCGUUUCCACUGCUCUAGAGUCCAAUGGCGGCGAGAUUUACACCACAAUGCUGACGCUUGGCAUUGCGCAUGAUGAUCUUAGGCUUGUGUGCGGGUGUUCGGCCAUGGAAACCCAUUUCAUGAAGCUUGUGAUGAACAGUUCUUGUGCUGACGUUGCUUCCAGAGGCAGUUUGGAACUCGGUAGUGAGUGUUGCAACCAAGGAAAGAUGAUUUUUACAUGCUACGCGCUUCAGCACUCGCCGGUCCCGUUCUGUGAGCUUGUGUGGCCUAUCACUUUGCGGCUGAGCCGUAAUUGCUCCUAGACGUUUCCACUUCACAAUAACAGCACUUACAGUUCACCGGGGCAGCUCUAGCAGUGCAGAAAUUUUACGAACUGACUUGUUGGAAAGGUGGCAUCCUAUGAUGGUGCCACAUUGAAAGUCACUGAGCUCUUCAGUAAGGUCAUUCUACUGCCAAUGUUUGUCUAUGGAGAUUGCAUGGCUGUGUGCUCAAUUUUAUACACCUGUCAGCAACGGGUGUGGCUGAAAUAGCCGAAUCCACUAAUUUGAAUGGGUGUCCACAUACCUUUUGUGUAUAUAUAGUGUAGCUCAUUCCCAUCUUUGGUCUGUAUAUUUCUAUGACUGGAAUGGAACUAUUUUUUUCCGCAUCUCACUGCCCCUCACUACACCUCUUCUCUCCUCUCUCUCUCUGGUUCAUGUAGGAGGUGGAGCCUCAGGCUGGAGGCCAGCUGCUGCUGCUGUGGGAGAGACUCUCAGGGAAACCAUAG
This is a messenger RNA of Coregonus sp. 'balchen', 17084 nucleotides long. NCBI's taxonomy places the organism in Eukaryota, Metazoa, Chordata, Actinopteri, Salmoniformes, Salmonidae. The record is from the annotation of a GenBank genome assembly.